ACCUUACUCGGGUUUCAGACAGACACAUUUUCUGACUCACCGGGCUGCAUCUGGGCAUAUCACCCUCGAGCACCACAAAUGCCAGGUCUAUCCAGGACACCGAGACUGUUCCUGAUCCUCCUGGUGAUUAUCAUCGUCCCCACGCUGUACCUCUUACAUCCAUCCACUUCACCAACACCAUUAUCAUCGUGGACGAAGACGACGACGCCGACGACGACGGGGGGAGAUGCGAUUCACCAUGUGGAGAUAGAAUCGGGUGGAAUAGAUUCAGAUCACUGGCGGGAUCCGAUCAGACCACAGACAGGGAAUGGGCUGGCCAAUGAGGAGGAUACGAGGGGAGCGGAUGAUGAGGAAGACGAGCUCGUAUUGAUGGGGACCCAUUCGUCGGAUCGUCCCAAGCAGCAAGAGGAGGACUUGUACGACAUGACAGCUUUCACCUCACCUUCCGCACCCAUUCUCGGCACACAUGGCGGAGUGAUCAUGCCCAAGAUGGAGAAUGCGACGGCCAAAGCUGAACUUGGUCGAUCAGCUUGGAAAGUUUUACAUCUCAUGACUUUGAGGUAUCCUGAUACUCCAACGCAAGACGACAGGGAUGCUCUCAAAUCCUACUUUCACCUCUUUGCCCGGUUAUAUCCCUGUGGUGAAUGCGCAGAGGAGUUUCAAGCAUUAUUAAAGGAGUACCCGCCACAGACGUCCUCACGAAAAGCCGCUUCCAUGUGGCUCUGCCACGUCCACAACAUGAUCAACGAACGAUUAGGCAAGCCUGAAUUCGAUUGUCUGACCCUGGACGAAAAGUACGACUGUGGGUGUGGAGAGGACCCAGGAGCGAGUGGCGUCCCUGGGGGACAGGACGCUGCGACAGAUGUCUGAGAUCAGCACAGCAUUUCACCUUCAUCGGCCAGGGACAUUUAGUUGUAUGGUUAUACUUAGCA
Messenger RNA from Kockovaella imperatae, 932 nucleotides. RefSeq names its product ERV/ALR sulfhydryl oxidase domain-containing protein. Gene Ontology annotation, molecular function: flavin-dependent sulfhydryl oxidase activity; flavin adenine dinucleotide binding. Bases 79 to 870 code for a protein of 263 amino acids. The record is from RefSeq and is a predicted model, not a curated record. The transcript is spliced from 4 exons. Gene Ontology annotation, cellular component: mitochondrion. Lineage: Eukaryota; Fungi; Basidiomycota; Tremellomycetes; Tremellales; Cuniculitremaceae.